AUGCCGCAGAACGGAAAGUGCCAGCUGCAGCCCCCAACAGGCUAUCCAUGCGAUUUAGAGAUAGCUGUCCGACACUCCUUGAGUUUCUACCACCAGACAGAGCAGCCCUUUCUUGUCUGCUUCUUCAGCGACUCGAAGAGCCCCUUGCUCAAGGCUUCUCUGUUGGACGAAGCAGAACAGACGGGGGAUAUCCAGCUCGUCUGCAAGGACGGUUCCAAGGUCCCGGCCCACUCCGCGGUCUUGGCCAGCAUCCCCUACUUUAGAACCAGGCUCAAGGACGACUGGUCGGGGCCCGGGUGGACCCUCACCAACAAGCUGGAGCUCAGCCUGCCGUGCCCGGUGACCCGGGACGCCGUGGAGGCGUUUCUCAAGUACGCGUACGGAGGCGCGUGGUCGCUGCGACAGCUCAGCCCAACGGACGCUCUCAUGAUGCAGGAGCUCUUCUCUUUGGCGGACGCUUGCGGACUGCUUUCUCUGUGCUCGAACAUCUCGGACAUGGCAGUGGUCACUCUAGACUCCGUCGGCUCUUGGCUCGAGUUCGUUUCCAAGGAGCACGGGUCCGACGUGCAAAUGCUCGAUAAGAAAAUCAGAGACACGGUUGGGGAUACCUUUGAGAAGCUCAAUUCAGACAAGGCCUUCUGGGAAGCUUUGAACGCAGAGCAGCUUUCGAGCCUUGCACAGAUAGCAAAAAGUGCAAGAUGCGAGGAGGCUACUUUGGGGCAAGGAUGA
This is a messenger RNA of Klebsormidium nitens, 729 nucleotides long. NCBI's taxonomy places the organism in Eukaryota, Viridiplantae, Streptophyta, Klebsormidiophyceae, Klebsormidiales, Klebsormidiaceae. The record is from the annotation of a GenBank genome assembly.